UGUCAUUGAAGUAUCUCUCGUCGUGCCCUUUCGGUUCUGAUCUGGCCCCGUAGCAUGCUUGGUCUUGGCCUGCUCAUCUACUGACCAUGGCGUCUGAAUUUAUCGGCUACGAUGUGCUGGUGACUCUGCGAACGCCACCAAAUGCAACUGUGCAAGGAGAAGUGGCCAAUGUCAUCGGCCAGCGUCUAAUUCUACGGAAUGUCAAGCUAUCGUGGAUCGGUCACCCACUUCCGUCCUACUCCGUCGACGCUCCGGAUAUUGCGGACCUCUCAAUAGCACCAUCAGGCCAGCCCACUGCCCAGCAGCCCCCUGUCCCCCCUGCUCCAUUUUCUCACAAGGAGGCAGUGGGUGCUACUUUUGCGCCACCCGCGCCAUCAGCACCACAGCCUUUUGUGGACCCAGCGAUUCUGAGUUUCUCGAAACCUCCCUCAAAACCAGUCGACCACAGCCCAGAAGCAGCGGCACCUUCGAGCUCCCAACACCCUCAGCUAUCGCAGCAAGUCGUUCGUGAUCAGGCUGCUGUCCUUAAUGAACCGUUCAGCAACCUUGAGCUAGAUGUGAACAAGGCCCCACCCGAGAGUGGAAUCGCGACACAAACUGCACCCCCUUUGCAACAGAGCUUACAUUACGGACCCAAGACCAAUCGUCGCGGUGGUGCGCCUAAAGUCUCCAAAGUUGUCAACGAACACGAUGGAGCAGCCAAUACAAACCCGAAGACCAGGGGCUGGCGCCAGACAGCCUUUACCGAGCCCUCGCACCCACAACUCGCUGAGACACGCAACAAGCAGCGGCGGAAGAAGAAGGGCAGAGCCAGUUAUGCUGAGGACCCGAAUGGCUGGGCGACAGAAGACGCCACGGAUAUCCAGGAAUUGGGCGAGUUCGAUUUUCAGAGCAAUCUUUCCAAGUUCGACAAAAGACGGGUUUUUGAGGAGAUUCGUAAUGACGACACUACCGCCGAUGAGGAACGCUUGGUCAGUUUCAACAGAAGACCGAAACCCGGAACGAACGGUGGGAGAAACCUGCAUUGGACGGAAAACGUUCUCGACAGUCUUGAGGAGAGUGAGGAGGAGCUUACUGAUCACGUCCCGAGCGACGCGAAGCUUAGCAGCGGAACCUACUCAGGACGUGAGCGCACGCUGUCUUCCAGGGCGCCACCGUCUCGCAAAGGCAGUGCUAUUCUCGGACAGCCAUUGGUCCCUGCACAGGUCAACUCGCUUGGUCGCAGUCAAUUGAGCACGUCUCGAACCACCAGCCCACGCCCGAAUAAAACUCCCGUCUCGGCAUCGCCGAUAAGCGGUCCCGGUGUGCCUGGUGCCUCUCUGCGCCUCACGACUACCAACAGAAGCUGUCCAACUGUGAGUCCGCUCCAGACUCUUGAGGUUGAGCAGAUUGCGGUCGCGGAGCUCGGCCUCACCGAGGACAUGAUAACAGAAAACACUGGGCGAGGCAUUGCGGAAGCCGCCGUCGGCCUUCUGACUAGUGAUGCGGCCGCCCCGACAAUGCUUAUACUCACAGGCAAUCACCGGACUGGAGCACGGGCUAUAUCCGCUGCUCGCCAUCUGCGCAACAGGGGUCACCGUGUCACCGUCUGUAUGCUGGGAAUUGAGCACGAAAACGAGCUGUUAGAGAAUUGCCGCAAGCAACUCGACGUGUUCAAGAAGAUCGGCGGUCGAGUGCAUCGGUGGGAAGAUCUCUCAGCCCGACUGACAACCUCCGAGUUUGCUCCCGACUUGGUGGUCGAUGCACUAUUUGGUAUUCACAUUGCCUUUGAGGACCUUCGCACAGACGAUCAAGCAGUAGCCUUCGAAAUGAUUUCGUGGGCCAACAGGAGUAAUCUUGAAGUCUUGUCUGUGGACGUCCCCUCCGGUCUUUCUGCUAUUAGUGGCGAAGCGACGGUGGUGGAAGGCGGUCGAGUCUGCGUCAAUGCUAAGUCAGUGGUUUGCCUAGGCGCUCCAAAGACUGGUAUCGUCAACGCCUUGCUCUCGGGAGAAGGACUAUCAUGGAAUCUCUCGGUAGCAGACAUUGGAAUCCCUCAGAUUGUGUGGAGGAAAUAUGGCAGUCGACGACGCCACGGAAUUGACUUUGGCAACCGAUGGGUGGUGCCGCUACGCUACCAGCCACCUCCUGUGUAAAGCAGGCUUUGCAUGCAUGUGAUGAUUCUAUGACCCAAAAAGUCUUAUGGCGUUUUCUAGGAAGUGGGAGAUUGCAGAGUAGAUCAGGUACUCGCGUUGUGAAUGAUGAUGAUGAGGGGGGGAAGGGCGGGUAAGGGCGAGAUUACCAUGAGACGUGACCUUGUGAAACCGAAUAGUCGACGGCGGCUUUGUAUUAUAGUGCUGUAGAUUUAGCAAUAAAACCCAUAUUAUGA
Molecule: messenger RNA, 2365 nt
Organism: Aspergillus fijiensis CBS 313.89
Lineage: Eukaryota; Fungi; Ascomycota; Eurotiomycetes; Eurotiales; Aspergillaceae
Product: mRNA decapping enhancer EDC3
Exons: 3
Coding region: 87-2132 (681 amino acids)
Biological process (GO): P-body assembly; deadenylation-independent decapping of nuclear-transcribed mRNA
Cellular component (GO): P-body
Molecular function (GO): mRNA binding
Source: RefSeq, a predicted model, not a curated record